AUGCAGCUCCUGGUGGUGUUAGCAACUCUCAUGGGGGUUCUGUUCAGCGUUAGAGCAGCCGCCGUGCUUCCCUUGGAGGAUAGGAGCUCUAUCCAUGUGAGCAGGGAGCUGGGCAAAGAGCGCAAGGAGCUGAUCCUGAAGCUGGUGUCAGGCUUGUUGGACGGAGCUCUGGACACCAACAUGCUGCCGGGGGAAGCAGCACCUCUGGAUCUUGAGGAGCCGCUGGAGUCUCGUCUGGAGGAGCGGGCGGUCUACAACAGGCUAUCACUGCCUCAGCGCGACCGCAAAGCCCCCUGUAAAAACUUCUUCUGGAAAACUUUCACCUCCUGCUAA
Anoplopoma fimbria (sablefish) is the source of this 333-nucleotide messenger RNA. RefSeq names its product somatostatin family member 7 (gene sst7). The record is from RefSeq and is a predicted model, not a curated record. NCBI's taxonomy places the organism in Eukaryota, Metazoa, Chordata, Actinopteri, Perciformes, Anoplopomatidae. Gene Ontology annotation, biological process: regulation of cell migration. Gene Ontology annotation, molecular function: hormone activity. Gene Ontology annotation, cellular component: extracellular region. The transcript has 2 exons. Bases 1 to 333 code for a protein of 110 amino acids.